AUGACACAUAAUCACUUUCGGCUGCAACAACUUUAUUUAAUUUUAUUUUCAUCAUUAAAAGCAUUAAUAUUGUAUGACAUGUUAUCCGAUUGGAUAGAUUGGACAACCAUUUGGUUGGUAUCGUUAUACGAUAUUUAUGCUGUUUUAUAUCCUCAUUCUAUAGAAAAUAUUUAUCUUCGGGUUGAAAGAAAAACGCGAUACACAUUCUUCUAUUAUACUAACGAUAAAGAAGAUGAAAACGAUCCAUGGCAGUAUUCAAGUGGUUUCCUUGGCUUUGAUGAUUUGGUCUUUUACAGUCUAUUUAUGUUAAAAGUGACAGAUUCUCAUAAUUUGAAUAUUGUUAUUGCCUGUUAUUUAUCCACCAUCAUUGGGGCUUGUAUAAUACCGACAUUUAUCGUUCAAAAUUUCAAGAUUAUUGAUAUUUCAGGUUUACCGAUACCAAUUUUAAUCCUUAAGAGACAGUCCAUACUGCCGUUGAUAAACUCGACUAUCGGGUGA
Molecule: messenger RNA, 498 nt
Organism: Didymodactylos carnosus
Lineage: Eukaryota; Metazoa; Rotifera; Eurotatoria; Philodinida; Philodinidae
Source: the annotation of a GenBank genome assembly